Molecule: messenger RNA, 975 nt
Organism: Pogoniulus pusillus (Red-fronted tinkerbird)
Lineage: Eukaryota; Metazoa; Chordata; Aves; Piciformes; Lybiidae
Gene: IFTAP
Product: intraflagellar transport associated protein
Exons: 7
Coding region: 186-854 (222 amino acids)
Biological process (GO): acrosome reaction; spermatogenesis
Cellular component (GO): 9+0 non-motile cilium; cytosol
Molecular function (GO): intraciliary transport particle A binding
Source: RefSeq, a predicted model, not a curated record
UCCCGGCCGCCUCCUCGGCCCGGCCCGGCCCGGCAGGGUGCGGAGCACCGCAGCGGCGCCUGGCCGCAGCUCGGCUCGCCCCCGGGCCUGAGGCGGAGGGAGAGGCGGAUUUAGCGGGUCCAUAGGACUCUUCUCUUUCUCUUGCAGAAGAAGACAGCCCCUGCUCAACUGUCAAGGUGUGCAUCAUGGGAGAACCACUCUCAAACAGCAGCAUCCUUGAUCAGUUUGUUAAUAGCCAUGAGCAGUCCUACGAAGAGUUCCUAAGUACCUUCACUUACCCUUUGAAAGAGAAAGAGGGAAAGACCAAUCAGGGAAGUAAAGUGGAUACCUUAAGAAAACCAUUUCCUGCUCCUGAUUUAUCAAGCAGAAGUAACCAGGACAGCCCAUCUGGGAGAAGCAAAGAAGUGUGGAUGCCUCUUCCACCAGGGAUGCCAAGUGAGAAUGAGAGAGUGACGAAUGAGAGCUGGAAAGCUGUUGGCUCUGCUGGAAAUGACCUCAGUCUGCCUGGAGCAGUGAAGGUGGAGAAGGACACAGAUGUGGAAGUUACUGAGAUGUAUGAAGAGACAUGCAGUGGGUCAUUUGUUCUCCCAGGAGAGGCAGAGCAGACAGUGACUUACUGCACUCCCUUUUUGGAACAGCCUCUCCAGCAGAAGUUCAGAACCUUGGCAGUUCCACCGCCAUCAGACAGCAAAGCCCAAGAGCUGCUGGGGGAUGAUGUUCAGCCCUUCUCCCUGGAUGAAGAAUUUGAUUAUGAUAAUGUGGCCCUGACCCCUAAGUUCUCUGAAGCUGAGCUGAAGGCUAUUUCCCAGCUGUCUGAGGAGAAGAAAACUGGGCCAGAUGUCGAGUCAGCGUGAGCUGAAAGACUGGAAUUGAAGGCCUCCUGUGCAGUGCUGCUCUGAGGAGGUUAAUCUGGCUCUCCGUGCUGCCCUUGUUUAGUCUUGGGAUCUCUUUGGCCAGUAAAUGACAUCCUGGAGA